Trichoderma gamsii is the source of this 933-nucleotide messenger RNA. RefSeq lists its product as hypothetical. Bases 1 to 933 code for a protein of 310 amino acids. The transcript has a single exon. The record is from RefSeq and is a predicted model, not a curated record. NCBI's taxonomy places the organism in Eukaryota, Fungi, Ascomycota, Sordariomycetes, Hypocreales, Hypocreaceae.
AUGGCUUCACAAUCUGCCGCAGAAUCUGUUUUCGAUCAUGUUAUUCUUUUGAUUCCCCAUUCCCAGCUCAUUUCACUCCCGCAAUGGUUGUCAGAUACCUUUACUAUCCUUGAUGGAGGCGUGCAUGAGGGUGGCAUGACUGAGAACAAAAUUGUUGUCUUUCAAGAUGGUGUUUACCUGGAGCUUAUUGCUUUUGUGGAUGGCUUAAAUCCCCAACAUAGAGCCAUGCACCCGUGGGGAAAGCAAGCUGACGGACAAAUCAUCCACUGGGCUCAUACCAUUCUAAGUCGCGAAGAGGAAGAGGGUUCAAACAAGUCUGAAGAGAAAUUCCGCGCUGUUCAAGCUAGAACCGAAGAUUCUCAAGUUGGAAUCAAGUACCUCGAUCCAGAACCCGGAUUUAGGACAAUGGCAGAUGGCUCAAAGAGGAUAUGGGCCAAUGCUAUUCCCAGCUUUGACGAAUGCAAAGGCCUAGUUCAUAUCAACCAACAGCCUUUCUGGACUUUUGAUCGAACCCCAAGGUCUCUCAGAGCUCCUCUUACGCCAGAGAACACGUCUCAUCCGUCAGGCGUAGUUGGCGUCGCUGGCAUUUCUCUCGUCAUAAAGGAUGAACGGGUCUUGAACAACAUGCUUCCCUUUUACAACGCCAUUUUCAACAAGCCUGGCGUUAAAGAGAGCCCAUCUAGCAAUGUCAUACGAUAUAGGUGGGAGGCUGCGGCGCCUGCUCAUGCGGAAUUUGGCCAAAGACAUUUCUUCCUCUACCAGGGUACCAAGGAAGCUUUUACGGAGGAAGAGAUGGUAGAAGCAAAUGGGGAAGUGCCUGAUAUCUUUAUCAAGCUGUCUUUGUAUACUAAGGGAAGGGCGGGCAGUGUCAAGGGAACGCUUGUUAAGGGAACACUGAUUACCUUUGACCUGAUUCCCAUUGCGUCUUCGUAG